Phytophthora nicotianae INRA-310 is the source of this 1614-nucleotide messenger RNA. RefSeq lists its product as hypothetical. The record is from RefSeq and is a predicted model, not a curated record. NCBI's taxonomy places the organism in Eukaryota, Oomycota, Peronosporomycetes, Peronosporales, Peronosporaceae. The coding region runs from base 1 to 1614 and encodes 537 amino acids. The transcript is spliced from 3 exons. Gene Ontology annotation, biological process: regulation of DNA-templated transcription. Gene Ontology annotation, molecular function: DNA-binding transcription factor activity, RNA polymerase II-specific; RNA polymerase II cis-regulatory region sequence-specific DNA binding. Gene Ontology annotation, cellular component: nucleus.
AUGGGGUCGCCAUGUCGCCCCAACUCAUACAAUGUUCCAGCCUUCUGGGCUUUUCUCGAACUCCACAAGUCAAUUUGCAGUGAAGAUAACUGGCGGACCAUGAUGGAACUGCGGUACUCUCCGUACCAGCGCAAGAAAAGCUCAAGAAAGAAGCAGCAGCAGAAAGAAGCAACAGCCAUCAGUGCUCAGCCUCACGGUGAAGGAUUGAAAUGGACUGCUGAAGAAGAUUCCUUACUUCGUGAUGGCGUGUGCAAGUUUGGAGGCAAGAAAUGGAAGGUAAUUGCGCAGCGGAUUGAGCGUCGGUCUGCUGAGGACUGUAGCAAGCGGUGGAACAAGCUGCAGGAUCUUGACACGGUGGUCAAGCGGCCGUGGAGUCAAGACGAAGACGCACUGAUGUUCAAGUUGGUGAAGAAGUACGGGGCCAGCAAGUGGGCGGUGAUCGCCUCGUAUUUGAAGGGAAGAAAUGGCAAGCAGUGCCGCGAACGCUGGCACAACCAGUUGAACCCGACCAUCAAGAAAACGCCGUGGACAGAAGAAGAGAAUGAUCUCAUCCUGUCGAUGCAAGCUCAAUACGGCAAUUGUUGGGCCAAGAUUACAUCCCAUCUACCUGGAAGGACGGAUAACGCCGUGAAAAACCACUGGCACUCUUCGCUGAAAGCGCUGGCGGCUCGUGCGCGUGAUAAUGGUGGAGACCCGACAACAAAACGCUACAAGAAGAAGAGAUCGCGCAAGGGCAAGUCUCGUCCGAAGAAGCAAACUAACAGCUUGUCAACUAUUGCCGAUGUUCCUGCCUGUGGCGAACAAGCUGGACUGGUUACUGCUUCAGUUAACGAUGCCACUCUGAUCGAGACUCCUGUCACCCCUCCAGAGAGUCAAGCUAUUGAAUCCAUGGCUUCAGUUGCUGAUAGUAUUGCAUUACUGGUUAUUCCUGAACCAGAGCACGGCUCGCUCUCCCCUGACGCCGUGUCAAGUGUCGACACUCUCGACCUGUACACACCGCCGUACCACGAUAGUGUGAUGCGCGCUCAAGCUGUGAUCGACAACAUAUUGGAUCCGAUGGGACUGGAAAGCUGCAGCAACAACAGCGUGAAUGCACCGUGGUUGACAGACGUAUGCACGAGUAUGACGGCCUUCAAUCACUCCAUCCAGCACAAUGUUGGAGCCUGUUUUUCGAGUGACAACGAUGUGUCCUGUUCGGUGAACAAUACCCAGUUGCCAGCAGACCCUACGUCGCCUGCGCAGCCUCCGUUUGGCUUGGAUGAGUUGCUAUAUGACUCACUUCAUGAGGUUUGUGGGGGUGGUGCGCUACAAGUUGCCACUGGGUUGGAAUCCUCCGAGCUGGUGCUGAGUGCUCCGCUGGGCGAAGUCGCUCGAGUCUACAAGCGUUCUACUGUGCUCACGGAAUGGGGGACAUGCUUUACGUAUGCACCUCCCAGCGUUCUACCAGCGUACGUAGGGCCCAACCUGUCACCUCUGGAUCAUGCAGACGAUAUGCUGUUCCAAGCGAAGCAAGAACCCUUGUUUGAUGGCGUGAAGAAUGAGGUAUCGUCGCUGGACUACGGCUACUCCCAGAGGAUGUCGACGUUCUCGUCGCUGUUCGACGUGGAAUUGUAA